AUGAGCGACCAAGCCCAGGCGGAGUCGCAUCCCAACGGCCAACCAUCCAACGGCCAACCGUCCAACGACCACACGUCCAACGGCCAGAAGCAGAUCCCUCGCAAACCCGUCGAGACAGAUGCCAAAAACAAGCUGGAGAAUGGCCACAAGCCCCUCAAGCCAUCAGCCAGGAUGGCCACUGGCCUCAAAGACCGCCUGAAGAUCAAGAAAGGCCCCCCCGGAGGCUUCGAUGCCACUCCGCUCCCCGACGCCCCCCAAGGAUUCACCGUGCGGUUUAUUUUCCACGGCGCGACCAACCUGCCCGCGGCGGACAUCGGGACAGCUUCCUCUGAUCCGUUCAUCCAUGCGACGCUCAAGGGCACGCAGCCCAAGAGGCACAAGGAGGACCCGGAUCUAACCUACCGCACUAGGACCAUCAGGCGAAGCACAGAGCCCGAGUGGGAAGAUGAAUGGGUCGUCGCCAAUGUUCCUCCAACUGGAUUCAUCCUCAAAUGCCGCCUUUACGACGAAGACUUCCCAGACUCCGAUGACAGACUCGGAAACGUGACAAUAAAGGUUCCUCAGGUCACAGAGACAGCGCCAGACUUUCAGCCGCCAGGAAGGAACUUUGCUGUCAAGAAGCGCAUGGGCAGCAAGAGGGCGUAUUUUUUCAAGGGCGUCGCAAGCAUGGUACACUCUGAGGUUCACAUGACACCCAUACUUCGCAUCAGCAUGGUGGUGCUUGGAAAAUCAGAUCCGCCUUUCGCCCAGAUGUACACUGUUGGCCCGACGCGGUUUGUGAAGCACUACAGUCCUCUCAUCGGGCGCAUCGCUGGCACAAAAGUCAAUACCAAUGAGGAGGAUGAUGCUCGAGAGGACCAGGGCGAAGAUAAGAAGGGAAAGAAGAAGAGGACGCAAAAAUACGACUUCCAAGCCAACGAGAUGCAACUUGCAGGGCCUGUGCCACCUGUAAUCUAUCAUCGAUUUGUCGAGUUCAGGCCCAUCAUUGCAUCCAUGUUCUUCUCGACUGGUCUGAGGGGCAAGAUUCUCAACACGGCUCUCCACAAGCAGCACAACAGAAUAUACAAUUUCAACCGCUCGACAGAAUAUGGGGAUUUCGAAGCAUGCUCUAAGCAAGCGGCGGUGCAAUUCCUCAAGCUCGCUCAUUUUGACGAAGGCGGCCGAAUAUUCACCUAUGUCUUGACACUGGAUGGCAUGUUCCGGUUCACGGAGACAGGCAAGGAGUUUGGUGUUGACAUGCUGAGCAAGCAUUCUAUGCAUUCUGACGUUGCGACGUACAUUGCUUGCUCUGGCGAGUUCUUUAUUCGACGCCUGAAGCACCCCGUGUCCUCGGACAACCCACACACGAAGGAGAAGACACACCCGUCCGAAGAGAUCAGUGGGGGCCCGCCAAAUGAUGACCCUCCGCACAAUCCUGCAUACUACCAGCUCAUCAUCGACAAUGACUCUGGUACAUACAGACCAGACAAGUCGAUUUUGCCAGACCUCAAGGCUUUCCUCGAGACCAACUUCCCCGAGUUGGGAAUAAUCACAAUGCAUUGGGAAGAUCAAGAGCUGCAAGAUCUCAAAGAGGCCCAGCGGGCGUUCAAGAAGAAGGAGGGCAGGAUGGUCAACAUGGUGAUGAACAUGAGCCAGAGCAGCAUCAGCUCCGCCGAGAGCGAGCUCAACCACCGCGAGGCUGGUUGGGAGCAGGGACAGAAAAGCAAGCGUGAGACGGCGCUAGAAGCUAUAGAGGACCCGUCAAAGAUGAAGGAGGCAGUCAAGACUUUGAUUCCGGGUGUCAAAUGA
Ilyonectria robusta is the source of this 1788-nucleotide messenger RNA. RefSeq lists its product as uncharacterized. NCBI's taxonomy places the organism in Eukaryota, Fungi, Ascomycota, Sordariomycetes, Hypocreales, Nectriaceae. Gene Ontology annotation, biological process: positive regulation of gene expression. The record is from RefSeq and is a predicted model, not a curated record. Bases 1 to 1788 code for a protein of 595 amino acids. The transcript is spliced from 2 exons.